Molecule: messenger RNA, 591 nt
Organism: Rotaria sp. Silwood2
Lineage: Eukaryota; Metazoa; Rotifera; Eurotatoria; Philodinida; Philodinidae
Source: the annotation of a GenBank genome assembly
AUGUAUCCUCAUUUACAAUCACAGACUAGUUAUAAAACGGGCCAUACAAAUACAGGCGGUUUUGAUGAAUUUGUUCACCGUUACAACAUUAACGAAGCUUUUGCCACGAAGCUUCGUGGUCUACGUGGUUAUGAAAUUGUUGUCUUAUGUGAUGAUUCAGGUUCAAUGAAGGCUCCGAUCGGAUGUGCCCCUAGUGCAGGACAGCAACAAUCUACUCGCUGGGAAGAACUUAAAAAAACGGUCUCAAUUGUUGUUGAUUUGGCGAGUACACUAGAUCCGGACGGUGUUGAUGUGUAUUUUUUAAAUCGAAAACCAUUGCUACAUGUUCAUAAUUCGAAAGAAUUAGUUUCCACAUUUGCUAUACCUCCAAAUGGUGCGACACCAAUUGUGCGGGUGUUGAGACAAGUUCUCAAUGAUAAGAAAAAUGAAAUUCAACAAAGAAAAUUACUUAUUGUUAUAGCUACAGACGGUGUACCAACAGAUAAUAACGGUCAACCGAAUGUACCAGACUUUUAUCAAGUUCUUGCACGUGAACGCCUUCCUAUAGAUCGAGUUCCAGUAACAAUUAUGGCUUGCACAGGUGAAUAUUAA